This is a messenger RNA of Daphnia carinata, 1770 nucleotides long. RefSeq lists its product as uncharacterized. NCBI's taxonomy places the organism in Eukaryota, Metazoa, Arthropoda, Branchiopoda, Diplostraca, Daphniidae. Gene Ontology annotation, biological process: transforming growth factor beta receptor signaling pathway. Gene Ontology annotation, molecular function: frizzled binding. The transcript has 4 exons. Bases 248 to 1351 code for a protein of 367 amino acids. The record is from RefSeq and is a predicted model, not a curated record.
GACUUCAGUUGACAUCCGUCCUUUGGACUGAACAGACGUUGGUGUUUAGCACUUUUUCUUAAGACAUUUUUUUUUCUAUCCCUCCCCCGGAUCGAGUUCCGUGUGUGUUUGCAUUCUUUAACGGAUUCGUUUAUAUACCGUCUUGGAUUAAAUCAUCGCGCAGCUAACAAAAAAAAAAAAGUGUUGUGUGCUUUUGUUUUACGUGCCCUGAAACAAAAACAGAAAGAAAAAAGAAAAAAAAAAAAGAAUGUCGGCCGUGUUGUUGUUGUUGAUCGUGGCCGCCGUUUGCGAUUCAGCCGUUAUCGAUAGCGACAGUCCGUCGCCGGCCAGACAACGACUCGUUUCAUCACAAGCCAUCGAAUCCGAUUAUUCAUCAGAAAUGUACUCGCAAAAGAGGCCGAUGGAAACGAUCGACGAUCUGAUGAACGCCCUGGCCCAAGUCACCAAAUCCAAAGACGAGCUGAGGUGUCACUGCAAUCUGCCCGUCUGCGUCACCACGGGAUACAUGUGCAAGUCGGCCAUGGGAACGUGUUUCUCCGAGAUUGUCGACCGCACCGAUCUGUCGAGAUCACGACACGGCUGCCUCGAACUCUUGAGCAGCGAUCACCAAGUGUGUCAUAGCAGUCAAUCUCACAACAAUGGCCGUCACGCUGCCGGUCAUCGGCAUCUUCAUCCCCAACGACCUCUAGUCCUUUGCUGCCAGGACGAUCUGUGCAAUUACGGAGCCCAGCAGGUCCAGCUACGGCUCGAUUCAGCCGUCCAGCCCAACCGCAACGAUUCUUCCUCAUCUUCCUCAACAGGCGUUCAAGAACCCAGAACGGUCGCCAUGGAAACCCGAUUGUUUGGAGACGGACAAGCUGUUGGAAAUGGAGGACACGAUCUGUGGCUCAAAGCGGCUACUAUCGCAGUGCCUAUCGCUGGCGGAUGCAUCCUCGUCUUGCUCGUCUUGUUGGCCAUCCGCAUGCUGAGGAGAGACCGUGAAAACAACAACGACGUGCUGAUGGGAAACAAUUAUACGGUUCCUACCAACCGCAACGAUUUCCAGAUCCGCAGCGUUUGGGGAAAGAGCCGACAGAUCCAGCACCAGCCGGCCUACCACCACGUUCCGCAACAACAACAACAACAACAGCGAUCCGGACAGUGGAAGGAUUGCCAGCUGUCGAUGGCUCAACAACAAUAUCGCCAGCAUCAACAACACCAGCACCGCCAUCAUCCACAUCAAGUGGCGCCACUAUUGCACGCUCCGCACAACAUUGUUUACUUACCGACCGUGCAAAAAAUCAUUCCGCCCAAGCGGAUGUGGAACAAGAGUUGCAUUCUGGCCAAAAAUCCAGUCCUUCAUCAUCUUUAAAAAAAAAAUUAUAAGUCCACCACUAGAGGGCUCUGUCCAAACAAGUCAAUAUUUUCAAAAAGAAAAAACAUUUACGAUGAUUGAUCGAUUGAUACAACGUUUAAGGAAAAAAAAAAAAGGGCGAUCCAAACUAUCGCAUCAUCGAGAGAACAUCAAUCAAAAUAAUAAAUGUUCCAUCAAAUUAUUUUCCUGUAAAUAAUAAUGAUUUUCACGGCCACUUUUUGUGGGGUGCUGGGAAAAUGUUAAACAAAAAUGUUUUGCUACAGAAAUCGGGCGCUAUUCAAUUCAUCAACCAUAAAAUAUGUUUUCCCUCCCACACAUACUGUCACGCUGUACAUACGAAAAAAAAAAAAACCUAUCGUGAUUUUUAUUGUCUAAACCCAAAAGUCUAGACAAUACAAGAAAUUAAUUAUUCAUAA